CUCAUUUCCAGCCCGGGACACAUCAGCUGAGACAUGAGUGGACGAGUGGGAGACCUGAGCCCCACACAGGCUGACGUCUUAGCAGAGUUUCGGGGGAGGAUCCAGGACGUCCUCCCUAAUCUGCCCGCACAGCAUGACCACUACCUGCUGCGCUGGCUCAGAGCUCGGAGCUUUAACGUCGUCAAAGCUGAGGCCAUGAUCAGAAAGCAUGUGGAGUUCAGGAGGCAGAUGAACAUAGACACCAUCAUAUCUGACUAUCAGCCACCAGAGGUGAUUGAGAAAUACGUGUCCGGGGGAAUGUGUGGCUACGACAGAGAGGGCAGCCCCAUCUGGUAUGAUGUGAUCGGCCCUCUGGAUCCUAAAGGUCUGCUGCUGUCCGCCACCAAACAGGACUUUCUGAAAACCAAGAUCAAACACACAGAGAUGCUGCAGCGGGAGUGUCGGAGGCAGUCAGAGAAGUUGGGGAAGAACAUUGAAGCCAUCACUCUGAUCUACGACUGUGAAGGACUAGGACUGAAACACGUGUGGAAACCUGCGAUUGAGACCUACGGAAAGGUCCUCACCAUGUUUGAGGACAACUAUCCCGAGGGGCUGAAACGAGUGUUUCUCAUUAAAGCUCCCAAAAUGUUUCCAAUGGCCUACAACCUAAUCAAGCACUUCCUGUGUGAGGAGACGCGGCGCAAGAUCAUCGUUUUAGGUGGUAACUGGCAGGAUGUGCUACGUCAACAUAUUGACUCCGAGCAGCUUCCUGUGGUGUACGGAGGAAAGCUGACAGAUCCUGAUGGCGACCCUCGCUGCACAACUAUGAUCAAAUAUGGUGGCACGGUGCCGAGAUCCUACUAUGUUCAGGACUCGGUGAAGGUUCAGUACGACACCAGCGUGACUAUCAGUCGCGGCUCUGUCUUCCAGCUGGAGUGUGAUGUGACUGCGCCAUGCAGCCAGCUGAGGUGUCAGUUUGCCAGUGAUGGAGCCGACAUCGGGUUUGGCGUGUACAGACGGACCAAAGAGGACAGUCAGAAACUGACUGACAUGCUGCAGGUGCUGCCCAGUGAACGCUACAAUGCACACCUGGUCCCUGAGGACAGCUGGCUCACCUGCCCUGAGCCUGGAGUCUACGUGCUGUGUUUUGAUAACAGCUACAGCGUCCUUCAGUCCAAGAAGGUGAGCUACAAAGUGGAGGUCCUUCCUCCUCCUCUGGAUCCACACAGCAGAGGAGACGUCAGGCUGCAGUGACCGAGGCCUCACGUGGAAACACAGAUAACUGAUCAGCGUUCUUGGCUCAUGCUGCGUUCCAUUUGCACCGGAACUUGGGAAGUGGGAAUGACGUAACCCAGAGUUCACUGCGUUCCAGUGUACAAGUCCAGAAUAAACAUGGACGCAGAUGUAUCUCAGGGUAGCCAUUGUUAGCAAUACUAGCCCAUACCAACGCUCCACAUUGUAUUUUACACACACACACAAACAGCGUAGCAACAUGUCUACAGUUAAAAAAACAAACUUUACUGUGAAACAAAUACGACAUAAGUGCUAUUAAUGAUAAAAGCAGCAGUGUUUGUGUGCUGGCAGGUUCCAACUUCUGAAUUUAGCUUCUGAGCUAAGUUCUGCGGUCUGAUUACAAAUGGAGCGCACAUUAGACAAGUUACACAAACAUUAUUAUACAUGUGGUCCGCUGUACGUGAAGCCACACCUUGAUUUUGUUACGUUUAUAGUACCUAGUUUGUUUUAUUUACUACAAAUGGAACGCACCAAGAUGCUACAUGUUAGCUGUAGCUACCACGCUAACCCUAAUGCUAGCAUCUGCUUGUCCAGGAGAAAUUAGUGUAUGUAAGUUCACAAACUUCAAUACCUGUUUUUCAGACAUGAACAUUUCAAGUGUUUCUUUUCCAAUGGGAAACACACACAUGUGAGGGGGUGUUGCGUGGUCUAUAAGCAUGAGCUGUCGCUGCACUGCGCUCAUGAAAUUUGACUGGGGAGCUAGCAUGAGGGCCACACGGUUGGUGUUGUGGUUAGCACUCUUGCCUUUGCAGCAAGAAGACACAGGUUUGUGACACGGUCGGAACGAGGACCUUGCAUGGAGUUUGCAUGUUCUCCCUGUGUGUGUGUGGGUUUUCUCCGGGAUCUCCAGUUUCCUCCCACAGUCCAAAAACAUGCAUAUUUGGGGAUUAGGUUAUUUGAACACUCUAAAUUGACAGUUAGAGUGGAUGGUUGGUAGUUUGUCUCUAAAAGUGUCCCUACAGCGCAACCCUCAGGUGGAGGAUAAACUGGUAGAAAAUAGAUGGAGCUGGCAUGAGACGUUUUGGAAAAUGUCCAGAUUAACUUUUGCAAACAUUUGUGUUCUCGCCUAUAAUUUCAGGAGUAUGUCUGGAUUACAGUGCAGGUCUGAAAGAAUCUCAAAUUCUAUGUCGGUGAUGCAUCUGGCUAUGUUUUUGGCCGUGUGGCUUGUAUGAGCUUUUGUCAGAUUCUUGCCUGCUCUAACUUAAUCUAAAAAAAAUUGAAAAUACACAUUCGAACAGUAAUUACAACAUUCGAUUAUUAGUGAUUUUUUUUAUAUUCAAAUUAUAUUCGACUCCUGAAAUUCGUUCCAACAGCCGUAGUGUCACUAUAUAAUAAAUAUUCUAUUGGUUUCCCGCAUAUUUGAUGUGGCAGAGAUUUUUUUACAACAGUCCUUCCUGACACAACCGUCCCAUUCCUCUGGGCUUGGGACCUGGCAUUGAGAGGACACUGGACGUCGCCCCCCUGUGGCUGUGGUCAGUUUAAAUUGGGUACUUUACUCAGGGCUACCUCAGCUCUUGACCUGUUGGGAUUCGUACCAGCAACCGUCCAGUUACAAGCCAAGUUCCCUUUCCACUAGACCCAGGAAAUCCUACAUAUACCCCCUUUAAAAUCAAAUCAGCUUCCUGUUGUAAGUCGCCCAUAAACUGAUUGACUUGAGUGAACAUAAACAAAUCACAUGAUGCUGACAAACCACAGAUCGACCAAAACAAAGAAGUUUGCUCUUAAAUCACAAAUUUAUUCCGUGCCAUGUUAGCACCAAAUUAGCACACAGUGGAAUAAUAAAGACUUUUUUGAUUUUUUCUCUACAUAGACAUAGAUUUUUUUUUUAUAUAAACCAAAGCACUUCAUUAACAAUUCUUGUAUCAGAACCCUGAGAACACACACUGACAACCAGUGUCAUUAUACUGACUGUGACGUAGCAUCUGUUUAUGCAUAUAUGAAAUAUUUCAUUUUAAUAAAUCUAAUGACACAAACUGAUAGAAAUGUAUUUUACUUGAACAAUCAAAGUUUAACAUACAUAAUGUAGAAAAUGUCAGUAUAAUUUACUUUUCUUUUAUUUCAAUCAUUGUGCUUGCUUUAAACUUAUUUUCUCCCUUUGAGAAUAUUGUGAAAAUGUGCAGAUUAAGAUAAAUGUAAAUGUUUCAGAAAUAGUAAGUGAUACACAGACUAGUCCUCUGUUGUGCUAUAUUGUGUUUUGAUCAUGAUACUGAGAAAUGUCUGGUUUCUACUUUACUUAGGAGCUGUUAUUUCCAGUUUGUUUUUUAAGAUAGAGAACACACACACACCAAAUAAGGAGCAAAGUGAUUGUUUCAUGUGAUUGUGUAAUAAUGUUGCUCAUAAUGAAGGUUUUUAUACUACGGUCCUAAUGACAGACUUUAUAGAAAUGUUGUUUUUUUUUUCAGUUACAUUAAUGCUACUUUAAUAAAGGCUGCUAUUGUGUA
Messenger RNA from Solea solea (common sole), 3713 nucleotides. It is a transcript of the gene sec14l7, whose product is annotated as SEC14-like lipid binding 7. Lineage: Eukaryota; Metazoa; Chordata; Actinopteri; Pleuronectiformes; Soleidae. The record is from RefSeq and is a predicted model, not a curated record. The transcript has 12 exons. Gene Ontology annotation, cellular component: cytoplasm. Bases 34 to 1233 code for a protein of 399 amino acids.